Messenger RNA from Zygotorulaspora mrakii, 762 nucleotides. It is a transcript of the gene PAD1, whose product is annotated as phenylacrylic acid decarboxylase PAD1. Lineage: Eukaryota; Fungi; Ascomycota; Saccharomycetes; Saccharomycetales; Saccharomycetaceae. The transcript has a single exon. The record is from RefSeq and is a predicted model, not a curated record. The coding region runs from base 1 to 762 and encodes 253 amino acids. Gene Ontology annotation, molecular function: carboxy-lyase activity.
AUGCUUUUAGCAAGAGCUAUUGUAAGGACCGUGAUAUCUCGACCUAUCGGCUUAAGAAAGACAGGUGCGCGUAUAUGGCAUCCAUAUACACAUCAUCCUAUACUUAGAAAGAUAUCAAGUUCAGCAUGUUUGAGCAGUAAUGCUUUGUUGAGCAGAGCAGAGUUCACCGCAGGAGUGACAGCCCCGAGAUCAAAGAGAAUUGUCGUCGCUAUAACUGGUGCAACAGGAAUCGCUUUAGCAAUCAGACUUUUGCAAAUACUCAAACAACUGAAUAUUGAGACACAUGUGAUCAUAUCCAAAUGGGGCUUGGCUACAAUGAAAUUUGAAACUGACUGGAACGAAUAUGACCUCGCUGCGUUGGCGACGAAAACAUAUUCUGUCAAGAACGUUUCCGCCAGUAUUUCUUCCGGAUCCUUUCAGCAUGAUGGUAUGAUAGUGGUACCCUGUUCAAUGAAGACCCUGGCAGCCAUUAGAAUUGGAUUUACAGAAGAUCUAAUUACUAGGGCAGCGGACGUUUCUAUUAAAGAGAGAAGAAAACUACUGCUUGUCACACGUGAAACACCGUUAUCGUCAAUUCAUCUUGAAAACAUGUUGACGUUGUGCAAAGCUGGGGUUAUCAUAUUCCCCCCCGUUCCUGCCUUUUACACAUGCCCUAAAAGCAUCGAUGACGUAAUAGAGCAGAGCGUAGGUAGAAUUUUAGAUUGUUUUGGUAUUCAUGUGGACAGUUUUCCCAGAUGGGAGGGGAUAAAACGCAAUUUGUGA